Syngnathus typhle (broad-nosed pipefish) is the source of this 5638-nucleotide messenger RNA. It is a transcript of the gene foxo1a, whose product is annotated as forkhead box O1 a. Gene Ontology annotation, cellular component: nucleus. The transcript is spliced from 4 exons. NCBI's taxonomy places the organism in Eukaryota, Metazoa, Chordata, Actinopteri, Syngnathiformes, Syngnathidae. The record is from RefSeq and is a predicted model, not a curated record. Gene Ontology annotation, biological process: regulation of transcription by RNA polymerase II. Gene Ontology annotation, molecular function: RNA polymerase II cis-regulatory region sequence-specific DNA binding; DNA-binding transcription factor activity, RNA polymerase II-specific. Bases 1163 to 3211 code for a protein of 682 amino acids.
AAUCGGCGAGACAACUCGUUUGUUGCUGAUCAAAGUAGCAAGACAUCGAUCAACUUCAAACAAUGAAAGAAGACCAAGGGUCCAGCCAAGUGGACAAAAAUAAUGGCAGAGACGGACGGCGGCGGUCAGGUCAGUGGCUGAAUUCGGCUGUCAAACAUGCUGAGCGAGAAAGCGCUGGAGAAAAAGAACAAUGCAAAGUGGACGUCAUCGAUUGUCCGAGUGAAUGUUGCUCACGUUGAUCACGUUUGCGCUCGAGCCGUCAGAGCAACGGCACAAGAGCACGGCCUCGAGAGCAAUUUGGCAAAAGCAGAGAAAUAGAUGGAAUAACGAGACGCUAUUAUCAUUAGUCUGCAAAGUAUUUAUUGGCAUCCAAUCAAUGAUCAGUGUUGAGCUCGCCUCGUGAUCUUAUAGUGACGGACGGCCAAGUGACAACGUUGACCUAGGCAUGGAGCUCCACUUGCCAAUUUAGGAGGUUGCAGUUCAAUGCAGAUGUGGCAAGCAGCUUUUGAAAGAAUCCUCGUUGCUUUUCAAAGAUGUCAACAUGACAGCCAUUCAUUGUUGGGAACAACCUUUGGGUGCCCUUUCGUGUUUACUAGGCCAAAGAAUGAAAAGAGCAGGUCCUCCUCUUUUGGGGGCGUUUUGUCCCCGCCCCCGUGCAACGUCGUCGGAUGGCAUUCAUUGGCGCGCUGCGGCUGUCAAUCCAAGGUGGGCGUGGCCAUGUGCCAAACGCCACUUCCAGUAAAAGUGCUCACAUGCGGCUCGGCCGGCGCACACAGUCAACAGGCUGGACCGACCGACGGACGGACGGACGGACGGAAAGAAGGAAGGAAGGAAGGAAGGAAGGAAGGAAGGAACGAAGCAAGGAACGAACGAAGCAAGGAACGUACGAACAUCGACGCGACGCGACGCGCCUGGACGCCGCGCUCUUCAACGCACGUCUUUUCUUUUUUGACGCUCUUUUGGACACUUUUUGCACACUUUGAUUUUGCCAAGCGCUUUGGGAUGUAACUUCCAAAGUUGAGUGACUUUCUGCGGAGCUCGCGCGUUUCCCGGACAUUUGUUUACUUCGUUUCGUUUUUCUUCUUUUUAUUGUUGUUGCCGCCACCACCACCAUCGAGAGGGGAGCAGAGUAACACCCCUUCCCAUCACCCUCUCGACCACCAUGGCGGAAGCGGCCCAGCAGCAGCAGCAGCAGCAGCCACACCUGGUGGACAUCGACCCGGACUUCGAGCCCCUGGCCAGACCCCGCUCGUGCACUUGGCCUUUGCCCCGGCCGGAGUUUGGCAAUCCGGGCGACUCCAACACCUCGUCGCCGGUGCCGUCCAUCAAGCAGGAGCCCGCCGGCAAUGAGUACAUCAGCAACCUUAGCCUACUGGAGGAGAACGAGGACCUGUGCGGCGACUUCCAGUGUCAGGAGACGUGCGUCCACCAGCAUCCCGCACCCCGGCCGCAGCAACAUCAGCAGCAGCAGCAGCAGCAGCAGCAGCAGCAGCAGCAGCAGCAGCAUCACCCCAAUCCCGCACUCCAGCAGCAGCAGCAGCAGCAGGUGCCCCUGCUCUCCUCCCCGGUGGCCAACUCGUCAUCCUCGGCUGCCGCCCAGAGGAAGAGCAGCUCGUCCCGGCGGAACGCCUGGGGGAAUAUGUCAUACGCGGACCUCAUCACCAAAGCCAUCGAGAGCUCCCCGGAGAACAGGCUCACCUUGUCUCAGAUCUACGACUGGAUGGUGAAGAAUGUGCCUUAUUUCAAGGACAAGGGGGACAGCAACAGCUCUGCAGGAUGGAAGGAUUGGCGAUUGGCCUUCGGGGGAACCUUUCCCGCCGCCCAAAAGCAACAGAACUCCAUCAGGCACAACCUGUCGCUGCACAGCCGCUUCGUCCGCGUCCAGAAUGAGGGCACGGGCAAGAGCUCGUGGUGGAUGCUGAACCCCGAGGGCGGGAAGAGCGGCAAGUCGCCACGACGACGGGCCGCCUCCAUGGACAACAACAGCAAAUUCACCAAAAGCCGAGGACGUGCCACCAAGAAAAAGCUGUCUCUUCAGGGCGGGCCGGACGUCGGCGGCGGCGGCGGCGGCGGCGCCGACAGCCCGGGCUCCUACAGCAAGUGGCCCGCCAGCCCCAACUCGCACAGCAACGACGACUUUGACGCCUGGAGCAGCUUCCGGCCUCGCACCAGCUCCAACGCCAGCACGGUCAGCGGGCGCCUCUCGCCCUUCAUGCCCGAGGACGACCUGGGCGAGGCGGAGCACAUGGGCUACCCGGGCGCCCCGGGGGGGCCCAAGAUGACCGCCACGCUGCCCAGCCUCAGCGAGAUGACGGGCUCUUUGGGACACGGCUCGGAGAACGUCAUGGAGAACCUCUUGGACAAUCUCAACUUGCUCUCGCCCAACAACUCUCAGGUGGGCGGAGGGGCGGGCACCCCCGGGUCCUCCCAGUCCUCGCCCAUGAUGCAGCCCAGCCCGGGCUACCCUCCUUACAGCUCGCCCAGCAUGCCGUCGCAGCCUCAGCAGCAGGAGUACCGCAAGUGCGCGUACGCUCCGGCGCCCAUCAAUGCUAUGUCGUCGCCCAUGCAGAGCCUGGCCGACGGCAAGGCCGCCUUCGGGCCCGCCUACGGCCACGGCUCGGUUCAGCUGCCCGGGCUCCUCAAGGAGCUGCUCACGUCAGACGCGGACCAGCACGGAGACCUCUUGCCGUCAGUGGACGCGGCGGUGUCUCAGUCGAGCGGCUGCAUGCUGCCGCCGUACAGCGGCCAGCACGUGGCCAAACUGAUGGCGAGGGCUCACCCUCACGCCCUGCCCCACGCCCACCCGCACGCCAUGAACGGCCGCCUGCUCAUGUCACUCAACCACGGCGGCGGCGGCGGCGGCGGCGGCUCGGCCCCUCUGCCUUCAGCCAAGAACCAGAUGCAGAUGGCGUACGGGCUCCCGGGCCACCUGGGCGGCGGCGGUGGCGGCGGCAUGGCGCCCGGCGGCUUCUGCCCCCUGAACACCAACGGAUACGGACGGCUGGGCCUGGCGCCGCCCCCUCACCCGGAGAAGCUGCCCAGCGACCUGGACGACAUGUCCAUCGAGAAGUUUGAAUUUGACAUGGAGACCGUCCUCCAUGAAACUCUGAUGGACGGCGACUCGCUGGACUUCAACUUUGAGCCCAUGGCCACCCAGCAAGGCUUCCCCCACGGGGUCAAGACCACCACUCACAGCUGGGUGUCUGGCUAGGAAGGAAAGAAAAAAGUACAAUCAAUGGGACGGACGGACUUUUGCUGUUUGCUGGAAAAUGUCUUGACCUUUAACAUUCCUGUUGAAUGGAGGACUUGAAGUGGCAGGAUGAUUGAGUGAGUGAGUGAGUGAGUGAGUGAGUGAGUGAGUGAGUGAGUGAGUGAGUGAGUGAGUGAGUGAGUGAGUGAGUGAGUGAGUGAGUGAGUGAGUGAGUGAGUGAGUGAGUGAGUGAGUGAGUGAGUGAGUGAGUGAGUGAGUGAGUGAGUGAGUGAGUGCCAAAUUUGCCUUAACUAAGGAGCAUUUCUCGACACACAGCGUCUGUUGACUCCUCUGCAAAGGUUGAAUCAAAGGCAACUGGACCUUCUCGGACUUUGACUUUCUCGUCCCUUUGUUCCAAAAGCUGUCCCUUAUUUUUGAGACACUGCCAGGUCUUGAACUGGUCACUCUGGGGUGCCUUCCAUUCCACCUUUCCAGCACUGUGAAUGCAUGCGAACCAGCAGAACGUCAUCAGCAAGCCAUCAGAAACCAUCAGAAGCCAGCCGCUCAAAGCCCAAAGAUUUCUUAGUGUCCUUCUCUUGAAUGAAUGUACACAACGGUUGUGUCCAAAGCGGGGGUGGUGGGCUGGCUGGCUGGCUGGCUGGCUGGCUGGCUGGCUUGCUGGCUGGCUGGCUGGCUGGGCAAUUGCGCUCCUCCGAGACCAAUAUCCUGGAUGUCUCCAACGGUCAGCUCGUCAUUUCGAAUCGGAGCAGGCGGACAUCAAACGAGUCGACGAGCCCGAUUGGCCGCCCCCGCCCAGCUCCAAAGACUACGCCGCGUUUACACAGCAGCAAGCAAAAAUCCAAUCUGGCUCCAAGAGAAAACUGGAUUCUUUUCUUUUUUAAAUUACAAAAUCAUUUUUGUAGUUGUUGAGCCCACGCCAUCUCUUCAUCGGACGCUUCUGCCUGUACAUAGCUUAAGAUUGUAUAUUAACAUUACAUAUUUACUCAAUUCUUUUAUAUAUAUAUAUAUACUAUAUGAGUGACAUAAAUUAUUGUGUUUAAUAUAGAUUUAUUCUAGUGCAAGACUUGCACUCAGAUCCUUAAUACCACAGAGGCCUAUAUAUAUAUAUAUAUAUAUAUACUAUAUAUAUAUAUAUAUAUAUAUAUAUAUAUAUAUAUAUAUAUAUAUAUAUAUAUAUAUAUAUAUAUACGCACACACACACACACACACACAUACAAACGUAUGUACAGUAUAUAUACACACACACACAGCUCAAGUCCAGCUGAGACGGUCAGAUCAGAUCCUCUCUUUGCCGGCCGGUUGCCUAUGGACAGACAAGCGUGAGUGGUGGCAGCUUUUCUGCCGAGUCGUGGUGGCAGCUUUUCUGCCGAGUGGUGGCAGCUUUUCUGCCGAGUGGUGGCGGCCUUUCUGCCGAGUCGUGGCGGCCUUUCUGCCGAGCCGUGGCGGCUUUUCCACCCGGUCACAAAUUAGAGGUGGCCUUGACGACAGAUGAAGCCGUCCCGCUGUUUGAUUUUGCGGCGGCGGCGGCGGCGGCGGCGGCGGCGGUUUAAAGAUACUGAACAUUUCAAAUGGGCUUGUUUUUUGUUAUUUCUUGAAAAGCCACCUUUAACUAAGCUGCUGUUUGGCUUUGUUGCCACAUGUCGCCUUUCAAACAUGGCCAAAUUUGCCUUUUAGUGACGCGUGAAUAUUUUUUAAAAAGAAAUUUAAAAAAAUGUCGAUUAUCACGUAUGGAUAUAUAUAGAGACAUAUAUCAUGUAUAUAUUUGUGCCGGUCACUCAAGUGAGAAUGAAUUGUUAUUGAAAUAAUGGGUUUCAAAGGAAAAUGAAAAAAAACAAAAGCUGUAAAUGAUAUUUUGACAUUUAAAAUGAUUCAAUCUAUGCAUUGUAUUCCUUACUUUGAUGUGGCUAUUGUUAUAUUUGGUUCUCUCUUUUUAUGACAGAUAUUUUAUUGUAGUAUACAUAGCGCUGUGUCGUCGUUUGUGUCGUUCUCGUCAAUCGUCGGGGGGGUGCAGUGAUUUCCGUGCUAAACUUUUGUAAACUGACAAUGUUGUUCUUGUAUUUAGCUGGUCUUUUCACAACACGCAAAGCUCAUUGUUAUCUUCACAUUUCUAUAUUGAGACUUUACAAUGCAAAGAAACAAACCGGUCGGUCUGUCUGUCUGGCUGGCUUGUUGUUCUUUUGUCAUUGUAUGCAUCAAAAACAAACAAGUGCACUUUUAAAUACAUUUUUAUCAAGAGUGCAAAAUGAUAAGAGCUCCCAAGAUAUUUUCAAGUCCAACUUCUGUUACAUUUAACUUAUAUACCACAGACGUUCGUUCGUUCGUUCGUUCGUGUGCUGUGUUGUUUGCAAUCAAUACAAUGCAACUACAGUAUGUUACUUGUUCAAUAUCAAUGUAUUCAAUCUGGAAUAAAUGUACUUAUGUGUUGAA